Contarinia nasturtii (swede midge) is the source of this 823-nucleotide messenger RNA. RefSeq lists its product as uncharacterized. NCBI's taxonomy places the organism in Eukaryota, Metazoa, Arthropoda, Insecta, Diptera, Cecidomyiidae. The transcript has 9 exons. The coding region runs from base 132 to 680 and encodes 182 amino acids. The record is from RefSeq and is a predicted model, not a curated record.
CUCUUGUUUUUCAUAAUAAUUGUAGAUAGUAUUCAAGUAAAUUAAGUUGAAAAAAAUUCCAUUGAUAAGUAUAAAUAAUGGGUUUUUAUGCAUAGUUAUUUUAUCACAACUUUUUGUCGUUAGUCAUAAAGAUGAAGUAUCCAGUUGUAUUUUUUGGGCUAGUCUUAGCAUUGGUUCUGAUGAUGGUGAAUGUCGCAGAAGGAGACGGAGGAAGAAGAAGAGGACUUGGUCGACUUAGGCUAGGACGUAGCCGCGGUGGUGCAGAUGAAGGAAACGUUCCACAAACAUGUGGUAGUUUUGGUCGAAUGGCCAGCAAUAGUGGCUAUGAUGUUGAUUCACUCACUAAUCAUUUUGAUAAUAUGGGUGUUAAUUCUGGAAGUUCUGGAAGUUCAUCAAGUUACCAUGAUGACACUUCAACAUCUGGAAGAGAGCACGAACCACCAAUGACCAAAAGACAAUACAAGGAACAGAUGCAGUUUCUCCAGAAUCAAAAAAUGGCAGUACAAGCGCAAUUUGAUGCACUUGCUGAUGCUGAGAGAGUACUCCAAAAAUUAAUCCAAGAUCCAACUAAGUGGAGUCAAGGGAGAGAAAAGAUUGAUAAUGCAUAUGCGACAAAUCAACAAACACUAAAAAUUAUUAAAAAAGAAUUUGAAAAAUUGAAAGCAAGAAAACCUGAAUAAAAAGGAAGAAGGCAGGACAAGAGGCACAAAAGAUGCAAACAUAAUUCAUAAUUUUUUAUGUUCAAUAUAAUUUUUCUGAUUUUAUGUAAAAAACUUUUUCUUGUGAAUGAAUUCACAAACUUAAUAAAAGUGAUCGAAAAAUA